AUGCUUCUUCAGAAGAUAGGAAAGGUCAACAGCGUUGUCAAUGCUCAGAUCAUCACUGGGGCUGCUGCAUUGUCCCUGAAGGGCGGUCAGCUUGAGUUUCGUUCGCUCCUCAAGAUGUACUCUAGGAUCUCGCAUCUUGCUGUAGCUGAAAAGAAAGAGCAACUCUUGAAUGCGGUUAUGAAAGCACGCUGCCACAUAUCCGCGAAUUUGAGGCCCGGCUCGCCUCUCUUCGAUACCUAUUGGGAACACCUCUUAGAUACUAUAAUCUCAGUCGGGGAUGUUCACCAAUCGUCUCAAACCAAAGACUCCGAUGUCCAAUUAGCAGCGCAGGACAUUGCACAGCUUCUCCGGCCACUUGCGGUGUUUAUGGCCUCCAACGACAUGUCCGUUGAUGCUAUAACAGAGGAUGAAUCGCACUCGAUGCUUCGUGAUGCCUGGUUCAAUAUCGUUGUCCAUGGAUUCCUUUCUUCUAGCGACUUGGGGGAGAAGUGGGCGAACGAGCUGCGCAUAAUGGCAGUACACUCGCCCCUCUGGUCGCUGAGCAACGCGGCGAACAGAUAG
Parascedosporium putredinis is the source of this 561-nucleotide messenger RNA. Lineage: Eukaryota; Fungi; Ascomycota; Sordariomycetes; Microascales; Microascaceae. The record is from the annotation of a GenBank genome assembly.